GUUGGAUUUGUAGCAAAUCGAGUUAAGUUCGAAUGAUGCGAGUGAUCGGAACGGUUGUAUUGUUUGUCUCAGUAGUUUAGCACGGCUUCUUGUCGUCUUAUUGCGUCCAGCGAGGAUAGCGUGUAGUGUUUGUAACUCUAAUGGGAAUGUCGCGAAAAAGUGCCGCAAUUUGUGUUUUAAUAAAAAUGUAUGAAAUUAUUUAAAUAACGAAUGCAUUGCGAAAAGGUUGAAGCGGAGUGAGCAGGGAGGCUGUGCCUCUUAUAACUUAAUUUAGGGCAGCCAGAAGAAGGGAACAGAACAGCAGUGCUUGCCAGGCAGCAAACGUGUUUGUUGUGUUUUCUGUGUAAAUAAUUAUGAUUCUUUUGGCAUUGCCACUUGUGUAGUGUUGCAUUUGUUGUUAUUUUUUCCUGUUUGUUUGUUUGCGGUACUUGUGUGCGCAUUGUUUUUGUGUUGUCACUGCAUUUACUGACAUUCGCACAAUAUUUCACAGCUGUUUUGCAUUUAAUAAUCAAAAUAUUAAAAAAAGUGAUUUGCAUUUGAAUUUACAAGUGUAGUAAAUAUUAAAAUAUGAAAAGAUUUUGAAAGUAUUGCAAAAAAUUGAGUAAAUGUGGAUUUGUAUUAACAAAAAAACAACAACUAUUGCAAACCAAUCAAGCCCAGCAUUACAGCAUCAAAUCAAUUGAUGCUGCAUAAUCACAAAAGCCAAAUAAGUUAAUAAGAAAAUAAAUAAAUAUGAAAUAAAAACCUUACGAAGUAUAUACGAAUGUGCACGAAAAACGUAAUAGCAAACCGGUUUGCUAACAACAAGAGUACUUAGCAUUAGCAUCAGCAAAGAAAAUAAUAAAUUGUAAAUAAAUAAAAUAAGAAGAAAAUACAUACUAAUACAAACGUAGCAUCCAUCCGAAACAGUGACCAAUUCGCGUUUGAGGAAGUUUAAAGGCAAAAGGCAAACGACAAAAGCCAAAAGGGUAUCCGUAAACUAGUUAAAUUAAGGUACCUACAAGCCGUGUUUUGGCGUACAACCAACUAAAAAAGUGUGUGUGUGCGUGUUGUUGUAUAUAUAUAAACAUUUCUACAUAAAAAAGCAAGCUUAAAGCAGGAAAAAAAUAAGCAUCCGUUGCAUUGCAUACUCGCAGCUCAAACAACUUUGACUUCGAUAAUUCAGUCGUCGUGGCUUACUAGGUGCGCUCUUUUGUUUUAUUGGUGUCUUGUGGUGAUUAUCCCGCUGCCUGCUUUGGUUACACAUUCGACGCAGCGUUAAGAUUUCCGGGUCUUCACUGCGUGUGCCGCGCAUGCAACUCGCGUUCCCCAAUAUUUUACAGUGCGCAUUUGUUAAGAUCAUUUAGCUACAGCUGUGUCUUGUAUCUGCGUCCACUAUUCAUAAACGUUCUCCCGCUGCUGCAACGUAUUUUCUUCCUUCACUUAAUUACGUUUAUACGGUGUAUACGAGUGCGCGUUUCGCGUGUGUUUAGUAACCGGUCAGUUGGAGCCGCAGGGCUAACCAGCCAUAAUAGCAACAACAAUAAGUGGUGUGCUAUAGUUAAGCAUCAAGCAUUCAGCAAAAUAUAGAAUGGCAACAUUUUUAUAUAGAAGGCAGUGACCUCUCGUGCCAGUGGAAGAGAUAAGCGAUAUUUGGAAACGCAUACAUAUCGACAAAUAUAGUUAAAUUUUUGGCUAGUUUCGUCUCUAAGACAACUUUGUAAUAGUUCAUGCACACUUUUUUUCCCAUGCAAUUUUUAUGAAGCAAUGUGAAAUAUAAAUAAAAAAAAUUGACGACACAAAGGAAAUAAACCGUGCAAAAGCGUAUUCCCCACACAGUCGACGAAGUGAGGGGUGAAAUAGCGCCGUUUCGCAAGUUCUCGCGUUUAUGCGCGUCGAAUCGAUUUGAAAAUCGACUGAUUGCUGUACAAGUUAACGAAAUCGCCAACAGGGAAAGCAGACGCCACAGCAUGUCUUCCAGUCUAAUGUCUUGUGUACGGGAGAAUUCCCCACCGUUAGAUAUUGUGGAUGGCGCUAACUGUAGCAGUGCAACGGGUCCAAUGUCGUUACCCGAUUGUCAUAUGUCUACAAUGUCAACAGCUAAACAACAACAACUCACAUCCACACCACUAUCAACGCCAAAUAUCAAUGAGAGCAGUAGCAGCGGUGGCGGCGGUGCUGGUGGAGGAGGUGAUGGAACAACACAAAAUACUGAACCGAAACGUCGCCGCUUCCAUCCGCUGCGCAAUCUCCGCCGCAUAUUUCGUCGUCGCACGAUCACCAACGUACCCGAUACACCGUCGAGUGUCAGCACGACUAACACAUUGCCACCGCCCACCAGCAGCACCAGUGAAAAGAAUCUGCGCAGCGCCACACUCUCCUCCAUAUCGUCUGCGGUGUCGGCCUCAUCGCCCUCAUCACCGUUAACGCACCAACAACUGCAGGACGCCUACUCAUCACAAUCGUUGCCCAAAUCGAAAUCAUAUUCGAUCACUGCUGGCGGCGGUAACAAGGCCACACAGCAUAGAGAUGCCUUAUUGGCAGCGGUCUUAGGUGGCAGCAAACAACAUAAGCAACAACAGCAUAGUAAACAGCAGUUACAACAACAAUUAGAAGAAGUAACGAGCCCAGGUGACGACAUGUACACCACACAUACAACAACAUCGUCGAUGUACCAUCAUCACCACCACCAGCAGCAUCAACAGGUGGGCAGCAGCGGCGGUGUGCUCUUCCAGCCGCCACACUCCGUGCGGCAAUCACUGGGCGUGGCUGUGCUGCCGAGCGCCAUUAAUCGCAGCUUCUACGCGGAACGCCAGAAGUUGCGCAGCAUCGGCGAUUCAUCGCAGGAGCUGGACAGCAGCGGCAAUGAUAGCGGCAGCGCCAACAACACGGCGAACGACAGCGCGAAUGGCGGGCGUACAAACGGUUGUGCGAGCAGUGAGAUGUCGGACAGUCAGCGUAGCCUCAGCGAGGGACGCUUGGUGGACAGCGACUAUAGUCACGAUCCACUCUCUCAAUCACAUGACAGCGUAUUUUCCGAGUCAGCAUCAGCGAGUCUGUUCUCCAACAGAGAUUAUCAGGCUGAGCUCUCCGAUGUGCUGCGCAAACGCAAUCGCCAUCGUCAGGAUGCUUCCGAAGAGGAUCUGGGACUGCCACGCAGUCCAGCUUCACCACAACGGCGCGUUGAACGCACCACACAACGCACGCACCAUGCCAGCAGCAAGCACACAACAACUACAGUUACAUCUUCCAGCGCCACCACGGGCGGCAAUCACAGUGAAGUGUCCUCGUUGAGUUUGCUGAGCAUGAAUAGCGGUGAUGGCGAUGAGCUCUUCACCGCUUCCACCGCAAAUAAUUCUACAAUUAGCACCAAAGAAUAUGUGCAGGAACGUUCGAUGACCGCCACAUCGUCCACGUUGAGUGGACGCAGCGUGACACGUUCUUCGACGGUGUCAACCACUUCGGUGUCUUCGGAGAUUUAUCGUCACUCGUCGAGCGGCAGUUUGGCAAGCGAUACGACUCGAGAUGAACCGGAUUUGUUGGGUGCAAAGUGUCAAAGGCUCUCACAUUCGGCUGCCAAGCAUAAAAUGGCUUUGCGUCCGGCUAAGAAGAAGGGACCGAGUCGUCUGCAUCGACGUACGCUGGAGACCUCAAUACCAGAAGCCAAUGAGGAUACACUGAGAUUGGCUAACAAUCCACUACUGGACAUAAAGGAACACGACAUCAAAGCCAAAACACGCUCUCUACCGCCCAGCGUAAAUACAAAAGUAUUAGAACAACAUGCUGUAGAGUCGAAAAAGGUGGCAUCACCUUCGAAAUCGAAAACGAAAUCUUCAAAUACCAGCAAUGAGCAAAUGCUAAACGUGAAACGCACGAAAAUCGAAAAACAUGAGAAAACUACCGAAAGUGGCAAACACACCACGAACACAACAACAGUCACCACCUCUAGCAGCAGCAGCAGCAGUGGAUCCAUUUCGGCUGCCACCAAUCUAUUUGGUUUACGCACGUUGACAGCCAAAGCUACAGCGCUCUUCGAGCCACCACAAGAAUCGUCUACCGAUCCCACACCCAGUGAGCAGGAGUUGAAGAGAGAAAAAGAACGCGAGAAGCUCAAAGAAAAGGAAAAAGAGAAGUUGAAGGAGAAGGAGAGAGAGAAGGAUGCUGCAAGUUCACAAAUGGAGAACGCAGAUAGUGGCUUCCUGCGACGACUCAUCCAACGCAAUUCGAAGCGUUCGGCUACGCGCAGUAAUAACACUAACAGUAACAAUAGUAACACUAACAACAGCAACAACAGUAACGCUAACAACAGUAAUCCCAACAACAACAGCAACACUAAGAAUUGCGCGCCGGCGGCCGUGGAAAAAUUGGAUGUGAACCCAAGCGAAACGGAUGCUAAAUCCAAAGUGCAAGUCUCCACCUCAUGCUUAGACGUGAAGGCGACACCCGAGCCCAGCUUGACUAAAUUGGAUAAAUCGCGUAGCGCUUUGAGUUACGAACAAAAUAUCGAAGAGACACGUAAGGAUAUUAAACGUGAAAUUAUGUCUGUCGGCAGCACCGGCUUGAAUGCCAUGCUCAACACACAUAAUUUGACAGUAUACAACAACAGCGGCAGCAGCGUAAAGGAAGCCACUCCAGCGAGCUCGCCACAAAAACCGAAAUCGGGCGCGGCAUCACGUCAACGCUAUCUACCGCAAGACAUCGGUUCGCUGGAACGCAAGUUGACCACGGCAACCAACACAACGGCACAUGACUCGCAUGCCAGCAGUACAAGCAGCAUACUCUCCAAGUGCUCACAGCAAGAGAUAUUCCAAUCCACAUCGAUUAUACGCGAAAUUACCGCCUCGCAGGCGUCCAGCGUGAAUUCUUUGAGUAGUGUGAGUAAAUUGUCGGAGCAUCACUACGAGAAGAAACCGAAAAUAGUGGGACUUAGCGCUUUUCAGCAGAAAAUCUCACGUUCCAACGAUUCGGUGGUGCGCUACGGUAGUAACGCACAAUCGACCAACUCUUUGGACGCCGCCGAUGAGACGCACGUCUUCAGCAGCAGCCAAGAGCAGAAGCAACGCAAAGUUGUCGAAAAAUCGCGCAGUUUUCGUACAUACCAAGAGGAGGCGUAUGCCACGCCCACUGCGGUACACAACAACAUGCCCAGUCUGCCCGAUUUGACGUUGAAUUUGCGCGUGCCCUACAAUGACUACACACCUGUUGUAAAGGAUAAUGCCGAUGUGAGUGUGGAGACGCAGGAAGAAAAGGUGACACGCGUUAACACAACACGCAGCGAGUCUAACGGCAAUCUGCAUGCCACAAGCAGCAAUUAUAAUUUCAUCAAAAAUAUUUCGGUGAAGAGUUCACCAACUAAAACGAACGCGAUCACGCCAAACACAGACGAAUCGAAUAACAACGGUGAAUUGCUUGUGAAAUCACCAUUCAUCAAUGUAUUGCGCAAACCGACAAGCACCACCAGUUUGGAGGAGAAACCCGUUGUGGUCACUGUGAGCGCCGCCAAUAGCAACCGCAAAUCUGUUGAGCAGAUUAAUGCGUUGCCCAAAGCAUCGCCCAUCUCGCUGAUCACUGUGGUGCCGCCAACCGCUGCGGAAGUUCUGAAGGCCGAGCAGCCGCUGCGUCCGAAAGUCUUGCAUUUGCGGGAUUCGAAUGCGAGCAUUGAUACAUCCACUUCCACGGACGAACUGAAGCUUACACCCACCACAGCUGCGGUGCCAUUGCGCGAGAAGUCGAAGCUGAAGUCGAAUGUGGCGGUGGCCAAUGUACGCAAUUCUAUGGAUAUUUUAGCAGCAAAUGCCAAAGAUGUUGAGCGCAAGUCGGCGCCGGCACCGGUGGUGCAGGCGCAGGCGUCCAAGCAAGCGCAAUGCGUUAAGACUACGCGCCGCAGCACCAGCUUAUUGGACAGUCCGCCAGCGCAGAGCCAAAAUGGUAGUGAGGAACGCGGCGGCGCGGUGAAGUUACAUGACUCCACAAGCGGCAGCAGCACACCGAAUGACGAUGGCGUGCCGGAGUUCAUGCGCAUACAGUUAAACCGCGUGGAUCCCGCGCGCAUUGCGAAGAGCGCAAAUGUGGUGCUGGCCAAGAAUGUGCGUGAAGUGCAAGCGCCAACGCAACAACAACAACAAACACAAGCACAGCAAGUGCACCAAGAAAAGCAACAGCAACAACAACAAGUGACCAAAGAGGCUAACAACGAGCGCAACACCAAUUUGGAGGAUCUCAGCUUGCGCCGUUUGAGUAACGAGAGUGUCGAAAUUGUCGAGAAGGCGUCACCCACAGAAGCCGACAAGCAGAAACCCAUAUUCGAUAUGAGUCCAACUAGCAACAAUAACAACAAUAAAUCGCCCACAAAAAUACAUGUGCUUGUAAGCGCGUUGCCACCUAGAAGUCCCAUAAAGAAACAACAAUCGAUUGUAACACUCUCGCCAACAACGCCAACAACACCGCCAAUUGAGGCGGAUGAGAGUGCUUUGCUGCGCAUGAAAUCGCCAGAUGCGCCCGCCGACGCGGCGGCAACGUUGAGCAGCAAAAAAUUAUCGCUGCAAGAACGUAAGCGCCUCUUCAUGAGCGAGGAGAAAUUGAAGACCGACAAGCGCAUUGAAGAGUUGCGCAAUGAGCGCAAGAAAUCAAUCACCGAGGAGGUCUAUCGCAAAUCGUUCGCCAAGUCGGAGGAGAAAUUGGAGACGAGCGAGAAGGCGGCGUGUGGCGAAAGUGUGGUCAUGAUGCGCAAGAAAUCUUUCUGCGCCACCACGCAAGCGUGUGCGUCCACCAAUGGCAAUCGCGAUGAUGCGACGCCCGAGUUGAUGAAGGUAUUCGCGCGGCGCUCAUUGAAAAUUAAGGAUGAGGACAUCAAUGCGCUGGCUGACAAAAUACACAUUAGCAAUGGUGGCGGUAGUGGCAGCGGCAACAGUGCGAAGAAAUUCGCUGCGACGCAGCAGAAUGUCGACAGCGACAAGGAGAAUCAGUCAGCGAGCGAGGAGAAACUCGAUAAGUUGCCGAAAUUGGAGUCGUCACUGGAGUUGCAGUCGCACGUGGGCGGCAAAUUGUCGAAUGGUGUGAAUAAUCGCAAUUCGUUGGCGGAUUUCCGCACGAAGAGUGCCGUUGGCGGCGCGUCGCCUGCGAAUGGUUUAAGUUUGAAUAAUAACAACAAUAACAACAAUCACACUGCCGCAAAUAACAGUACCACCGGCGUUGUCAACAAUACCACCGCCAACAACAGCAACAACGGCAUCAGCAGCGACGCCAAUAAACGCAGCUUCUUGCCGCCCAUCAAAGUCGCCGGUUUCCGCGCCAUACCCAUCGAGCGCAAUAAUAGCGUUAGUAAAAUCUAUCCAACCACAGCGUGUGAAACACUAAACAACAACAAUAAUAAUAACAAUAGCAACAGCAACAACUUGAAUAAUAACAAUCACAAUCAUCUGCAACAGCAAAAUGGCAAAACGCACGAGCGUCAAUCUUUGAAUAUUAAAGCACUUGAGUGCAACAGCAGCGGCAGUAGCAGCAGCAUGAAUAGCUCGUCAAGCAGCAACACCAGCGCGCUUACCAAGACAAUCGAACGCUCGGCAACGGUUAGCGAAUUUAAGGGUAUACAUCAGCGGCGCGCCGAAUGGGAGCAACGCGCCAAGGAGGCGCUCAAGUAAGCCCCGUCUAAAAGAGUGAGGGGAGUGAAAGGGGGUGCAAAAAACAGGAUAUGGAAAUGCAGGCGCCGCAAUUGAAGGGUCACAUGAAAGCGCCUAACCAAAUUUAAUAUGUACGCUUUCGGCUGUACAUGUCAACAAUUUGUUUACAGCGGCUUGGCACAUGCGCAUGCUUUUCGAACAUGUUUGCAUUUUCGUCAGCGUUUAAGAACGUAACUAAGUUUUAAUGCAACUUUUUUCUUUUUCAUACAAAAUUAUGCCGUAAAGUUGUAAAUGUUACUAACAAAAGAAAAAUCUAAUAUAAGCAACCAAAAAAUUACUAAAAUGCUAAGAGAUAUGUAUGAAAUUUUCUAAGUGGUGGUCAUUGGUGUGUUGGCUUGUGAACAAAAGUGGUGAAAAAGGUGAGAAAGGUGAAAUUAGGCAGGUUACUCAUGCAAGUAUAUAAAUAUGAAUGGCUUGCAAUGAAGAUUGACGAAAAAUUAUUAAAAUAGGCAACAGUUAUUGAGCGCACUCUAAAAUGUGUGAGCGUGUAGAGUACAUUGUGUGUUAAAACAUACGAGAAUAGAGCUGAGCAGGCAGUGAGUAUUAGAGAUAGCGAAAUCAUUGCAGGAUAUUGGAAAUAUAUGAAUGAAAUUAACAAAUAAUUAAUUAUUAGUUGAACUUCCAUAACUCAAAGUUCAAUAACUCGAAGUUCUUCUUGAAUUGAACACUUGAAUUGGCAAUAGAAGUCAAUUUUCCUACACAUUAUCUUCCGUAACUCGGAAGUCUCUCUAAAUCGAAAGUUUUUGUGUGGAUUAUGAGGAUUCGAGUUAGAGAAGUUCAACUGUAUUUUGAAAUUUUAAUUUUUAAUUUUAAAUUUAAUUUUUUAAUUUAAUUUAAAAAUAUUUAUUUUGAAAUUCUAAAUUUUUAGAUCAACAUUUUUUUCUCGAAAUUUUGUUAUUCAAAUUUGUUUAUCGUGACUACAAAUUUGUGUCAUUUUGAAAGUGUGUUGAAAAGUUUUGAAAAAUUAUAAUAAAAUAUUGGUAAUUAUAUUUUUUUAUGGUUAAUUAUUUAUGGUAAAUUAUUUUAUUAUUUGUUUCUUUUAGUAACUUUACUUUUGGUAAUAUUUUUUUUAUUUUAAUUUUAUUUUGCAAUUAUUUAAUUUAAUUUAUUUAUUUUUUAAAUUAUAUAUUUUUAAAUCUAUUUAAUUAAUUUAUUUUAAAAUAAUAUUUUUUUAAAUUAAUCUUUUUUUGUAUUAUUUUAAAUAUUGGAAAAAAUGUAUCCUCACUCCGUACUAAAAAUGUUGACCAAAUAAAAAUAAUUUUUAGACAAAUAAGACAUUUUAAAGUAAAUAUAAAUUUCAAAAAAAAAAAAUGUGGAUCUAAAAAUCAAAAACAAAUUAUAUGAAUCAAAAUUUCAAUAUUGUAUGUGACUUGGAAAAAAAAAUUUAAAUUAGAUAAAAAAAUGUUUUUUUAACCCUAAAAUUUUAAAUAUUUUUACUUCAUUUAAUUAUUUUUUUUAUUUUAAAUUAUUUUUGACAUUUCGAUAAAAAAAGUAAUAUUUUUGUAAAUUUUUCCAAACUACCUUACAGCACAUUAUUCUCAGCAUGAUUUCGUUAUCUCUAUCAAACCCCACUAAAUGCAGCUCAGAAUCGGUUUUACUCCAAGCUAUACACAAAUAUACAUACUUAUAUGUAGCUAUAGAGUCAAUGAAUGUGUUAGUAGCAAUCGAAGUGCUUUUCUAGAAGCUUUAGCAAUGAAUGUUAGCUUGUGUAGGUAAAAUAGAUUAAAUGUGACAGCAGAUCGAAAACAACACUUAUAUUUUUUGUUGGGAUAAUACUAAAAAUAAAUUUUCAAAUAUUCUAAUUUUUUAUUGUAAAAAAUAAACUAAAUUGCACAUUUUAAAAAGUUAAUAGUUGUUGCUUUUCGAUAUAAUUUUUCAACAAUUAAUAAGCUGAAUGAAAAUUUUCGAACUUUUUAAAUUAAAAAAUUUUUAAUUUUUAAAAUAAAAGUUUUGAAUUUUAAUUUUUAAUUUUAAAAAUUUUGAAUUUUAAUUUUUAAUUUGAAUUUUUUUAAUUAAUUUUAAAAAUGUUUAAUUUAAAUUUUUAAAUUAAAAAUUUUAUACAGUAAUUUUUAGAUUUUUUUUAAUUUAAGUAAUUUUUGAAAUCUAAGAUUUUUUGUAACGCUCUGUAUUUUUUGAAUACGAAAAAAAUUAAACACUUCGAAAUAUCUCGCACUAUUAUUGUUGCCACCUUUUUGACUUAUUUUGUAAAAUUUUAGGACAGAACAUAGAAUUAUAUACUAAUAAUAUUAAUGUAAUCCUGAUUAUUAUAUUUUAACGUUUUAAAACCUAAAUUUUAAUUCUUAAAAAACCUUAAAAAAAACAAAAAUUAUAUUUAUAAAAUAAUUACUAGCAAGCGAAAAUAAUCAACUUUUGUUCACACCCUAAUUUCUCCAGCAUUUUAGUAUAGAUAAUUUAUGCUUAAUUAAACCCAUGACUCGCUGCUCUCUUAUAUAUAUUUUUUACAAAAUAUUUUAAUCGCUCUCUUUUCUUUUAGUAGACUUUCUUGCGUUGAGGUUUUUAUGCUAAAUAAUUUUUAAAUUAAAUUUUUUUAUUUUAAUUUUUUUUUUUUUAAUUUUGUAUUAUAAAUAUAAGUUUAAUGCUCUUUAGUGUGUUUUGGUAAUUGUUAAAAAUAUUUUUGUUUAUAAUUUAAUUUUUUUUAUAAAAAACAUUUUUUUUUAAAUAUUUUUUUAUAAAAACAAAAUUAAUUAACUAAAAAAAUAUUAAUUUUCUAAAAUCAAAUACUAUAUAUAAUAAAAAAAAAAUAAAUUGUAUAUUAAAAUUAUUUGUAAUGCACUCCUUCAAACAAAAAAAAACUAAAAAAAAAAACAUAGACGAAGUAGAAGUUGAGCGCAUUUGUUGUAAUUGAUUUAAGCAUUGAUAUUCGAAAAUUAGAAUUUUGCAAAAAUUACAAAAUUGCAUGACUGUGAGUAAUUAAGCAUGUGGAUUGAUAUUUAACUAAGCCUAAUUUUUACAUAAAUACUACACAUACACAUACAUACAUACAUACAUUUAUACUUAUAAAGAAAAACAAAACUAUUGUAUAACACUAUCAAAGCACUUUGUUGCAAUUAUUAUUUAACUAAAAAUAAAAAAAAAAAAUAAAAUUUAUAUAAACACAUACAUACAUACACAUAACUGCAACUAUAUGCAACAAAAACUAAACUAAAAAAAAAAAAAAAAAAUAAAAACAAAAACAACUGAAUGUAUUGAAAACACUAACAAUUGAUCGCUAAUUUUAAGUGAAUUGAAUUUAAACGCAAAA
This is a messenger RNA of Zeugodacus cucurbitae (melon fly), 10920 nucleotides long. Its product is annotated as probable serine/threonine-protein kinase DDB_G0267686. The record is from RefSeq and is a predicted model, not a curated record. NCBI's taxonomy places the organism in Eukaryota, Metazoa, Arthropoda, Insecta, Diptera, Tephritidae. The transcript is spliced from 9 exons. The coding region runs from base 1950 to 7619 and encodes 1889 amino acids.